Lactuca virosa is the source of this 489-nucleotide messenger RNA. The record is from the annotation of a GenBank genome assembly. Lineage: Eukaryota; Viridiplantae; Streptophyta; Magnoliopsida; Asterales; Asteraceae.
AGGUGGUCGCGCGUGUAGAUUAAUAAAUCUCAUACACCCACCAAUACUCUUGAUGCUGUUCGUCGAACGCUUUUCGCAAAUUUUGUGAAAUUUUCGAGAGAGAAAGUAGAGCUUUAAUGGCUUCGUCGAAACUACAGGCUCUCUGGAACCACCCUGCUGGCCCGAAAACGAUUCACUUCUGGGCUCCAACUUUCAAGUGGGGCAUCAGCAUUGCUAAUAUUGCAGAUUUUGCCAAGCCACCAGAGAAACUUUCAUACCCUCAACAAUUUGCUGUCACAGCCACUGGAAUUAUCUGGUCUCGUUACAGCAUGGUCAUCACCCCGAAAAACUGGAACCUUUUUAGUGUAAAUGUUGCAAUGGCUGGAACAGGAAUCUAUCAACUCUCCCGGAAAAUCCGGAACGAUUAUUUUAACGAAGAGGAGACUGCAACUGCAAUAAAGGAAUAAUGACGAAAAAAACUCAAUGCAAUUAAACAAAAUUUUAUGUCAC